This is a messenger RNA of Lutra lutra (Eurasian river otter), 3855 nucleotides long. It is a transcript of the gene DPP6, whose product is annotated as dipeptidyl peptidase like 6. Lineage: Eukaryota; Metazoa; Chordata; Mammalia; Carnivora; Mustelidae. Gene Ontology annotation, biological process: proteolysis. Gene Ontology annotation, molecular function: dipeptidyl-peptidase activity; serine-type peptidase activity. The record is from RefSeq and is a predicted model, not a curated record.
GGGGGAGCGCGGAGCGCCGCGCUGGCUCCUCGCCGGUCUCUAGGUGGUGCCAGUCCUGGGGCCUAGGCGUCUUCCCUCCCUUUAUGUUUGCGGGGGGUUUCUCCUUCCUCCGGCGCCGUCGCCGAGGCCGUCCGCGGCCGCGCAGAGUUGAAAAGCGCGGAGAGAGCGAGGCGGCGCGCACGGCCCGACCCCCGCUCCGCGAGCCGCCGGGGGAGGGGGCGGAGGAGCCGAGCCCCGCAGCCGCCCGGCGGCGACUUGAGAGUGGCGCGCGCGAGCAGCGCGGCCGCCGGCUUCCCCUUCUCCUGCGGCUUCUUCCCUCUCCCCCGGAGGCGGCGGGGAGCGGGCGCCCGAGAGGGGCAGGCGGAGCCCAGGACGCCCCCCGAGGCGGCGGGCGAGGGCGCGGGCACCGAUGGCUUCGCUGUACCAGAGGUUCACGGGCAAGAUCAACACCUCGCGCUCCUUCCCGGCGCCCCCGGAGGCCAGCCGCCUGCUGGGCGCCCAGGGGCCGGAGGAGGACGGCGCGGGGCCCAAGCCCCUCGGAGCCCCGGCGCCCGCGGCGGCGGCCCGGGAGCGCGGCGGCGGCGGCGGCGGCGCGGGUGGCCGGCCCCGGUUCCAGUACCAGGCGCGGAGCGACGGUGACGACGAGGACGAGCUGGUGGGGAGCAAUCCUCCCCAAAGAAACUGGAAAGGAAUAGCAAUUGCUCUCCUCGUGAUUCUGGUCAUCUGCUCCUUGAUCGUCACCUCGGUCAUACUGCUGACACCAGCGGAAGAUAACAGUCUGUCUCAAAAGAAGAAGGUCACAGUGGAAGAUCUCUUCAGCGAUGAUUUCAAAAUUCACGACCCUGAGGCUAAGUGGAUAAGUGAUAAAGAAUUCAUCUACAGAGAACAGAAAGGAAGUGUGAUACUGCGGAAUGUUGAAACAAAUAUUUCUACAGUGUUAAUUGAAGGCAAAAAAAUUGAAUCAUUAAGAGCCAUCCGAUAUGAAAUAUCGCCAGAUAAGGAGUACGCUCUGUUUUCAUACAAUGUGGAGCCAAUAUACCAACACUCCUACACCGGAUAUUAUGUCCUGAGCAAAAUUCCUCAUGGGGACCCUCAAAGUCUGGACCCACCGGAAGUGAGCAAUGCGAAACUUCAAUAUGCAGGCUGGGGUCCGAAAGGCCAGCAGCUGAUAUUCAUCUUCGAAAACAAUAUCUACUACUGUGCGCACGUCGGAAAGCAGGCCAUCCGAGUGGUGUCGACCGGGAAGGAAGGCGUGAUUUACAACGGACUCAGCGACUGGCUCUAUGAAGAGGAGAUUCUGAAGACGCACAUUGCUCACUGGUGGUCUCCAGAUGGCACGAGGCUCGCCUACGCCACCAUCAACGACUCCCGCGUGCCUGUCAUGGAGCUCCCAACCUACACCGGCUCCAUCUACCCCACGGUGAAGCCCUACCACUACCCCAAGGCCGGAUGCGAAAACCCCAGCAUUUCCCUCCACGUCAUUGGCUUAAACGGACCCACGCACGAUCUGGAGAUGAUGCCGCCCGACGAUCCACGGAUGAGGGAGUACUACAUCACCAUGGUGAAGUGGGCCACCAGCACCAAGGUCGCCGUCAACUGGCUGAACCGCGCGCAGAACGUGUCCAUCCUUACCCUCUGCGACGCCACCACUGGGGUCUGCACAAAGAAACAUGAGGAUGAAAGCGAAGCCUGGCUCCACAGACAGAAUGAAGAGCCGGUAUUCUCCAAGGACGGCCGAAAGUUCUUCUUUGUGCGAGCCAUCCCGCAGGGGGGACAAGGAAAAUUCUAUCACAUCACCGUGUCGUCGUCCCAGCCCAACAGUAGCAAUGACAACAUACAGUCCAUCACCUCCGGAGACUGGGACGUGACCAAGAUCCUGUCCUACGACGAGAAGCGGAAUAAGAUCUACUUCCUGAGCACGGAGGACCUGCCCCGGAGGAGGCAGCUCUACAGCGCCAGCACAGUGGGCACCUUCAACAGGCAGUGCCUGUCCUGCGACCUGGUGGAGAACUGCACGUACUUCAGCGCGUCCUUUAGCCACAGCGCCGACUUCUUCCUGCUCAAGUGCGAAGGUCCUGGAGUCCCCACGGUGACAGUGCACAACACGACCGAUAAGAGAAAAAUGUUUGAUCUAGAAACAAAUGAGCGUGUACAGAAGGCCGUGCGUGACCGACAGAUGCCCAAAGUGGAAUACAGGAAGGUCGAGGUUGAUGAUUACAACUUGCCCGUCCAGAUCCUCAAGCCGGCGACCUUCACCGACACCGCCCACUACCCCUUGCUGCUGGUGGUGGACGGCGCCCCGGGCAGCCAGAGCGUGGCCGAGAAGUUUGCGGUGACCUGGGAGACGGUGCUGGUGAGCAGCCAUGGCGCCGUGGUUGUCAAGUGCGACGGCCGCGGUAGCGGCUUCCAGGGGACCAAGCUCCUGCACGAGGUGGGGCGGAGGCUGGGCGCCCUGGAGGAGAAGGACCAGAUGGAGGCCGUGCGGAUGAUGCUGAAGGAGCAGUACAUUGACAAGACGCGCGUGGCCGUGUUCGGGAAGGACUACGGCGGGUAUCUGAGCACCUACAUCCUCCCUGCGAAGGGGGAAAACCAGGCUCAGGUGUUCACCUGUGGCUCUGCUCUCUCUCCAAUCACAGACUUCAAGCUCUACGCGUCUGCAUUUUCCGAGAGGUACUUGGGUCUGCAUGGACUUGACAACAGGGCGUACGAGAUGACCAAGGUGGCGCACCGCGUGCCGGCCCUGGAGGGACAGCAGUUUCUGAUCAUUCACGCAACCGCGGAUGAAAAAAUCCAUUUCCAGCACACAGCAGAACUCAUCACGCAGCUGAUUAAGGGGAAGGCUAAUUACAGCUUACAGAUCUACCCGGACGAGAGCCAUUACUUCCACAGUGCCUCCCUGCACCAGCACCUGUACCGAUCCAUCAUCGGCUUCUUCGUGGAAUGCUUCCGGAUUCAGGACAAGCCGCCCGCGGCCACCGCGAAAGAGGAGGAGGAGGAGGACUGAGCUGGAGCCAGCCCCGAGCGCUGCGGGAGGGGAGCUCCUCCUGACAGUGUGCAGCCGGGACCGCCUCCCUCGCCGCAGGGGCAGGGCCGGGGCAAGAAGGGUGACUUCCCACAGCAUGUGUCUUGCGUCCCGAAGGCACUUUUGCUCCGGAAACCGGCUCCUUCCCAGGCCGAGACGUGUCACCGCUCACCAAGACUCCCCCGCGCCUGGAACCACAGCCUCGCCUCCUCCCGGCCCCAGAGUGACCGGUGCAUCCCACGGCCUCUCCCCAGGGAACGGAGCAAAGCAUGGACGGCAGAGAAGAAACCGGCGCUCCAGUCCCCGCUGAGAAGCAGGAGCGCGCAGACCCGCCCCUGCUCGCCAGCCGCGCCCCUGUCCGCAGCUCUCCUCCCGCCCCCUGUCACUGCGCCACGGACACACUAUAGCACAAUGACCGUAACCGUACUUGUCCAUAGAUUGGCUUUGCUCCUUCCUGUAAUUAGGAGACCCGGUAUUUUAAGGGGCUGCACACAGUGUUACUGUAGCUAAUGCUAGUGGUUAAGCUUAUGGAAUUAAUUCCUAUUUUUCUAUGGUUUAUACCUGACACUGUCUCCGGUCCUGGGGUUGUUUUGCUGUGCUCGCUUGCUUUCUUGCUUUCUUCCUUUUCUCUUCGUUCUUUCUUGCUUUCUUUUUUCUUUCUUUUUUUUUUCCUUUUUUGUUUCGUUUUCUUUUCUUUGUUUGGCUUUGUUUGGCUUUGUGUUCUUUAGUCCAUGUGUAGGCUUUGCGCUCAUCUGGAUAAAGAAACAGAUCAGAAGUAACUAACUGCUGUCUCCUCGAGACUGUCUUGAGACUUCGUGGAGAAAUUUCAAAAA